This is a messenger RNA of Hemibagrus wyckioides, 2922 nucleotides long. RefSeq names its product forkhead box B1a (gene foxb1a). Gene Ontology annotation, molecular function: RNA polymerase II cis-regulatory region sequence-specific DNA binding; DNA-binding transcription factor activity, RNA polymerase II-specific. Gene Ontology annotation, biological process: anatomical structure morphogenesis; cell differentiation; regulation of transcription by RNA polymerase II. The transcript has a single exon. The record is from RefSeq and is a predicted model, not a curated record. Bases 704 to 1612 code for a protein of 302 amino acids. Lineage: Eukaryota; Metazoa; Chordata; Actinopteri; Siluriformes; Bagridae.
UGUACGCGUGAAUUGCAGACCAAGCACCCUGCGAAGCCCACAGAAAGGUUAGCGCAUACCUUCACACACUGUUACUGGGUGCCAUCGCGGUUCAAUUCCGGUUUGCCGAGCCUUUUCACCCCCUUUGCUCUGUCUUCAAAUGGAAAUGAUUCCUAUUGGCCCAAGGUGUCCGUGUAAAUAGGUGUAAAUGAAACCAGAUUAUGCCUCUCUCCCACCCACCCCUCCUCCUCCUCCUCCCAAGGCGAUUGUCAUGUGAUAGCAAAGAAGUGGCACAUUAAUGAAGCGCCGCUCCGGGGGUCUUUUCUGCUCAUGUCACCACAUAAAACUAUCAGAUGGUUCGAGGAAGGCCAUGGAGGCAGGCACUUAGCUCACCUUAUCAAGCAAGAAGAGAGGGUAUUUCGUCUAUUCGUCUGACUCGGCAAGAGGAAGCUGCUCUCCAUUUGCUUAUAGGCUAAAGCUUAUCUACAACUCAUCUAAAGGAGCAGACUUGUUAUUUUUUUACUCUCGCGACAGCAGCGCAGCCUCACAUCAACAGCGAAUGCUGCAGCAUCGGACUCCCAACUUUCAGCGCCUCGAAACUUGGACAAGCGACAGUCGGUAAUCUGCUCCUUUUCUCUUCUCUUUAUGCUCUUCCCUCGCUUUGAGAUUAGUUAAUUUCGACACUCAUUCGGCUGAAUUAGUUUGUUCUCUGAAAGUCAAGAGGAUGCCUCGCCCGGGCAGAAACACUUACAGCGACCAAAAACCUCCCUAUUCGUACAUCUCUCUGACGGCCAUGGCGAUCCAGAGCUGCCCCGAGAAGAUGCUACCGCUGAGCGAGAUCUACAAAUUCAUCAUGGACCGCUUCCCGUACUACCGCGAGAAUACACAGCGAUGGCAGAACUCACUGAGGCACAACCUGUCCUUCAACGAUUGUUUCAUCAAGAUCCCCCGGCGGCCGGAUCAGCCGGGCAAGGGCAGCUUCUGGGCGCUGCACCCCAACUGCGGCGACAUGUUUGAGAACGGCAGCUUUCUUCGGCGCCGCAAGCGUUUCAAGGUGCUCUCGUCGGACCCUCUGGCACCGAGCAAGCCUUCAGAAGCUGCACAUUACCUGCAGCAACAGCAUGCAAAGCUGCGUCUGAGCGCGCUGGCCGCCACUGGAGCGCACCUGCCACAUGUACCCGCCUACAACCUGACCACACCUCCGCCGUCUACCUUCAAGCACCCGUUCGCUAUUGAGAACAUCAUCGCGCGCGAUUACAAGGUGCCGGGCGGCCUGGCCUUUUCCACAAUGCCCUCCAUGUCUGCCGGUUACCCGUUACACGGUCAGCUCGCCACAGCCUGGCCGCACAUGUACGGCGCGGGAGCACUCGAGAGCGCAGCGCCCAUUUCUGUGGCAAGCGAUUACGGCGCAUACGGCGUGCCUAUCAAGUCGCUGUGCCACGGAGCGCAGAGUUUGCCCGCCGUCCCGGUGCCCAUCAAGCCGAUGCCCCCACACCUGCCCGCGUUUCUCACGAACUCUCCACAGUCUCUAAGCCCCACAUCCCCUCACACGGCAACCGGCCAAAGCAGUCCGGCCAACCCAAGCGACACGCUGAGCGGCCCGGCUACGCUGCAGUCAGUCGCCGUACACUGACGCGGGGCCAAAGUUGACGGAAAUUUUCCGGGACAAGGAACUUCAGGCCUGUAGACAGCUUCUCGGCUAUAUCCAAAACCUCACACUACUGUACUUAAUACAGUAUACCUGAGGUUUCAUAGACAUUUAUAUAUUUGACUCUUGGAUUUAAUGCAGUUUUCACAACUCCAAUCUAAAGACUCUGCAUUUCUAAAAACAAAAAUGUCCCCAGUCUAGAUGAAUACUAAAGGUUUUAGUUCACACGAACGCACAACUUUACACAAAGGCAAAGUUGUGUACGGUUGGCAUGGUGAAGUCGUCUGGGUUUGUUUUAUAUUUAUCGCUUUUACGCACCAGAUAAUCCUGUAGCUUACUAUAACAGGCGUACUAUUAUUAUUAUUUUUUAUUUUUGCCAAUAUCGCAUUUAGUACGGCAAUUUGCAGUGUAGGACGUGUAGCCAAAUACCUUCUCCAAAGUUUCAUUUUUAUUUUAGCCCUUGAAAACGUUUACCACAAAGUUAGCUAUACCGCUAUACAAUCAAGGCAAGAGCUGUAUCUGUGUUGCAGUGCUGUUAAUUUAUGUGUACGUGUUUUCCGAUUUUGAGUGUUGCUUUAAAUAGUUUUCGUCUGGACUACACCGACUCAGUACAGAUAGAGGCAUAUUUUAGAGUUUUUCCUCAAGAAAAAAUAAAAAAAGAGUUUAACUCUGACAUUACCAGAAUUGGAAGGACGCUGGCAAAAAUGAAUAAUCUAAUAAUAAUAAUAAUUCUGUCCUUCUAAUUUCAUAAUUUUAGUGUUAAUAAGGUCAUUAGUCAGGACCGACAGUUCAAAUGUCCGGCUUAUACAGUUUGCAAGAAAACUUUUAAAAUCUUAUUUUGUCUGUUAAAUGAGCGCAGACGAAUUUUAACCUAAAAUGCUCUUCGUUAAGACUGUACCACAAAACAACAAAAUGAACAGCAAAAACCUUUUAUUUUUCAUACCAAACUAUAUCAUAAUCAGAUUUUACAUAUGGGGUCUACACAUAUUGAAAACUUGAAAACUACAUUUAAAAGGUGAGGUAAAGGCGUAUAUGUGUGAAUAAUUGCAAAUAAGUGAUAUAAAAUUGUGUUAAAUGAUGCACUUUUUAGUUCGAUGUUUUAGAUGAUCUCUAUUUUACAGGAGAUGUUUUGUGGAGCAUUUAAUUUAAAGCCGUGGUGACCAUGUGUAUUAAAUGCCGUAAAUUUGUAAAACUCUUUUUUGUUUGUUUUAUUUUUUAUGUUCAGAUGUAAAGCAUGCGUUUUCGAAACUUUGUGUUGUUUUGCUGAAAGCAUGCGAGCUUUUAAAAAAAAGUGU